UGCUGUGACGUCUUUCAGAGUCUUGUGAUGGCUCAGCCCUGAGUACAAGGCCUAUAAAAUGAUGGGCUUUGAACUGCUGGUCAAGGUAGAGUGUAAGCAGCUGCUGGCAAUAACCCUUAGCCAGAACAAGGUCUGAUUCAACUCUAACUGGUGGAGCCUUUCUUGGAUUCACGGGACUUCAACACCUGAGACAGCUCCAACCUUCUGUGGAACAGAAGGCUCUCCAAGAACCCUCCUAGGCAAGGUGCAGAGAUGGAAUCCAGAAGGACACCCCAGCUCAUCCUGCUCCUGCUCCUUUCUAGCACGCUCUUCUCUCAAACAUUGGCGUGGCCUCUUUUCGGAGCACCUUCUGCUCUGAGGUUGGGUGACAGAAUAUCCUAUGAAGGAGAAGAUGAACCUGACCAAGCUUCAUUAAAAGUAGACACUGACAUCUUGCAAAAUGCCUUAGCUGAAAAUGGCACACCCUAUUAUGAUGCAUCUAGGAAUACCAGACAUGCUGAUGGAGUUUUCACCAGUGACUAUAGCAAACUCUUGGGUCAACUUUCUGCCAAAAAAUACCUUGAGUCUCUUGUUGGAAAACGCUUUGGCAAUGACAUCUCAGAAGGCCAGGGGCCAAUCAAACGGCAUUCGGAUGCGGUCUUCACUGACAACUAUACGCGCCUUCGGAAACAAAUGGCUGUGAAGAAAUACUUGAACUCAAUCCUGAAUGGGAAGAGGAGCACUGAGGGGGAAUACCCUGACAUUUUUGAAGAGCUAGAAAAAUGAUGAAAAGGGUCCUUGAGGAAAGCUGGUG
Pipistrellus kuhlii (Kuhl's pipistrelle) is the source of this 793-nucleotide messenger RNA. RefSeq names its product vasoactive intestinal peptide (gene VIP). Bases 253 to 765 code for a protein of 170 amino acids. Lineage: Eukaryota; Metazoa; Chordata; Mammalia; Chiroptera; Vespertilionidae. The record is from RefSeq and is a predicted model, not a curated record. Gene Ontology annotation, molecular function: neuropeptide hormone activity; peptide hormone receptor binding. The transcript is spliced from 6 exons. Gene Ontology annotation, cellular component: neuron projection; perikaryon; extracellular region. Gene Ontology annotation, biological process: regulation of sensory perception of pain; adenylate cyclase-activating G protein-coupled receptor signaling pathway; negative regulation of potassium ion transport.